GAGAAGCCUAGAGACAGGGUUGUGCUUCGGCGCCACUUAUCAUUAGAUAUGGCCACCUUUAUAGAGUACACCGAAGCGUCAUCUUCAACUUAAUUUUCUGCCGUUUCACAACAGUUGCGUCGCUUGGCUGUUGUUUGCCAGUGAAGCCAUAUUUUCGGCAUGUUAUUGUUUGUUUUCGGUCGUCUUUGGGGGCGGUUGUUGCUGCGUGGCAGGCUGGCAGCGAGAGUCUUAUAAACUGGCCGCUUCAGUCCCGCAGCUUGUCGCAGCUGAAGAAAAUAGAACCAGUUGCCAACCAAGCCAUCGACAGCUAGCACUGGCUAACCCGCUUACCUCCACUCGGCUAAGGGGGAAAUUCACCUUUUAAAGUUUCACCUACGGACUCUGGACUACUGCAGCCGCUUGGAUCUUUUGGCUUUGAGUCGAUUUAAUGGUAAAAUUGUUGACUGUGGACUUGGGUGGCUAACGACAACUAGCUCGAUAACCCCCCAACUCGUGCGACGACAGCUGUCAUUGGAGAAAGGAAAGUGAUCCCACCGCAAAUGCGAGUCCUAGCAAAGCGGAUUUCUGUUGGAUUUAAGCUAUCUGGCUUUCCAUCAAAUGGGCAAAGUAUGGAAUAACCUCGUACUGUUGGGAUAUUAUGAUGUGUGCUGUACAUUUUUGAGGACUGCGGUGUUUCUUUAUUGGAGAGAGGCGAGCUAGCUUCGUUAGCUUGCUUAGCUAGCUGGGUGAUAAAAGUGCGACGUUUCAUCCCCCAGUAUUUUGGACAUGAAGACGAUAAUUCGCCAUCCAUAGGGCAGGAAGAAUGUCAUCAGAGGAUAAGUCUGUGGAACCCUCUGACCAGGGACCCUCACCGCCCUCCAGCAGUGUAGGGUCCACAUCCACAGGAAGUCCUGCCCACGCAGACAAGCGCCCCCGUGGCAGGCCUCGCAAGGAUGCUGCUACAGUCUUACCCCAGGCGCCACCCUCAUCCACAUCCAAGAGCAGAAAGAAGGGUCGCACCAGAGGGAGGGUGAUUGUGGAUGAAGAGGACAGCAUGGAUGGGACAGAAAUACCAGAGUCCACAGAUCCUCAGGACACAGAAACUCAAAUUGAGCCAGUGGAGACUGUGGAGGUGGUGACCACUGAGGUACAAGAGGACGUCAAGCCCUCUACCCCUCUGGACCAGAGCCCUCAUGCUGAGAAUUCAGCAGGACCGUCUGUCCCAGCGAGUAGAGAAGUCAAAAGCAGUGAGCAUCUCUGUGCCUUCUGUUACUGUGGUGGGCGUAGCCUGUUGGGUCAGGGGGAUUUGCAAGUAUUCAGUACCACUCCUGAGCUUGAUGCACUCUUCCGAUGUAAGGGUGGCUCUACAAGCGACAGCAGUGGUGGUGAUCUAACCACUCAGCCAAAAAUGGCCGAAGAGACUGCGUCAGGACAGAAUGACAAGAGGAAUGAGUCUGACAGAUCCCUAGAAGAACUGGACCCAGCAAAUCGUUUUUGGGAUGAGCUUUCUCAUGUUGGCCUUCCUCAAGAUCUUAACAUCCACUCUCUCUUUGAGUCAGGGCAAUACUGGGCACAUCACAGUUGUGCACUGUGGUCCGAAGGUGUUUGUGAGGGCGAGGGACAAUCUCUGCUUAAUGUGGACAGAGCCAUUGACUCAGGGAGCACAAAGCACUGUGCAUACUGUAAGCGCCUUGGAGCAUCCAUUAAGUGCUGUGCUGAAGGAUGUGCUCAACUCUACCAUUACCCCUGUGCAGGGGCAGCUGGGACCUUUCAGGAUAUCAGGAGUCUCUCCAUCCUCUGCACAGAACACAUUGAAUUGGCCAUUCAUAAAUUUGUAGAUGAUGUAAAUUGCGUGCUAUGCGAUAGCCCAGGGGACCUAUUGGACCAACUCUUCUGCACCAGUUGUGGUCAGCACUACCAUGGGAUGUGCCUGGAUAUGGCUGCAACCCCUCUAAGGAGGGCAGGGUGGCAGUGCCCAGAGUGUAAAGUCUGUCAGACUUGCAAGAAUCCAGGAGAGGACACAAAAAUGCUGGUGUGUGAUUUGUGUGACAAAGGCUACCAUACAUUUUGUCUGCAACCUGCCAUGGACUCCAUUCCAACCAACGGAUGGAGGUGUAAAAACUGCAGAGUAUGCAUCCAGUGUGGAACACGAACCAGUGGGCAGUGGUACCACACCAGCUUACUCUGUGAAAAAUGUGUCCAAAAUCAUGACCCUGGUCUGUGCUGCCCCAUGUGUGCCUGUAUCUUGGACCCUGAACACCACAAAGACAUAAUCUUUUGCCAAAGCUGCAAGAGAUGGCUGCACCUGGAGUGUGAGCGUCAGAACUCAGGCCAAGCAGAAAUCCACCCCAGAGAGGACUAUGUUUGUUCCAGCUGCAGGCCUCCUGCUGCAGAGCAUACGUUAAAGGCAGAGUAUAUGGACACUGGCCCGGAGCUCAGCCCACAGCCAGCUUCAAUGCACACAAACUCUGAGACUGGCCCACAGCUGGCUCCAAAGCACAUGGACCUCGAGCCUGGCACUCAUCUGCCUCCUGAAAUGCACAAUGACCCUGAACCAGAAUUGCAUGCUGAUCCAGAGCCCGUUCAGGCUACCGUCCAGGAGGAGAAGCUGGUCACAUCUGUUGAAAAGCAUGGUGACGCACUGAAGAGCACUGAAAUUAGUCUUUUAGCCGACUUGGUUGAGAAGCAGGUCACUGAACCAUCAGUCAACAAGCAAGAAAUUGAACCAGAAACAAAACCAUCAGUGAGAACCAAUGUAACCCAGCUGACAGACACAAACAGUCCUGCAUCUCCAGCAAUUCCCAACCAGGGGCCAGAGUCUUUUCCAGUCCAGCUAUCUGUAGAGGCACUGCAGACACAGGAUACCGCAUUAUCAAUAAAGCCAGCAACAUUAGAGGUCUGCCCAGUACAGGGCAUGGCCACACCCAGCACAAAGGAUUUUAAGGCCAUCAUUGCAACCACCAAAGAACCAAGUACUGUAUCAGUACCUUUCAAGGAUGAACCAAUGGAAGUCUCCACAUCCCUACCUUUGAUUAGGGAUGAUGUUAGUGCUAUUUCUACGGACACUGCUCCAAAAGAGCGUGUUGAGGGGACAAGAGAGCGCAUCUGUCACAGGAACCUGCUGGACACCUCAACUUCUAGUUUGUUGGAUGUGAUGGACACCACCUCAGACAGCAAAACUAAUUUCUCAUUCCUCAGCCUUUCUUCAAAAGAGAAACUCAAGGCAUCUCUGGACAGGUUGGUUCAGAUAGUUGCCUCUCCUUCCCACUCAUCUGCUCUGGUCCAAGGGACAUUUCCAAGAGAUCCUCUGCAGACACACCUAUUUCCAUCAGUAGGUGACCACAACAAUGUGACAUCAAUGCCAACCACCACCCUUAUACCACUCACCCCUAAGAUUGGUAUGGGAAAACCAGCCAUCACAAAGAGGAAGUUUUCACCUGGGAGGCCUCGAGUAAAACAGGGUGCAUGGAGCCCCCAUAGCAGUGUGAGCUCCCCCUUGUCCUGGUCACCAGACCAGCCAGAGGGGUGGGACAUCUCAAAGACCAGGCAGUCCUCUGGCAGCCCCGGCUGGAGCAUCAGAGUGGGUCGAGGCUCAGGCUUCCCAGGCAGGAGGAGGCCCAGAGGGGCCGGGCUGUCCGGUAGAGCUGGACGUGGCAGGGCCAGGGGCAAGAACGGUGUUAGUCCCAGCAUCAACCCAGGGGUCACAACAAUUGAAACACCAUACCCGGUCAAGGAGGAAGAGGAGAAUGCCAUGCAUAACACAGUGGUCAUAUUCUCCAGCAAUGACAAUUUCACACUGAAACAGGACAUGUGCGUUGUAUGUGGGAGUUUUGGUCUUGGUGCAGAGGGCCGUCUUUUGGCCUGUGCUCAGUGUGGCCAGUGCUACCAUCCCUUUUGUGUUGGUAUAAAGAUCACCAAGGUGGUUUUGAGUAAAGGGUGGCGCUGCCUAGAGUGUACAGUAUGCGAGGCCUGUGGUCAGGCCACAGACCCAGGCCGCUUGCUGCUGUGUGAUGACUGUGAUAUCAGCUACCACACCUACUGCCUGGACCCUCCACUGCAGAAUGUACCUAAAGACAGCUGGAAGUGCAAGUGGUGUGUGUCCUGCACUCAGUGUGGUGCCACCUCCCCAGGCUUGAGGUGUGAUUGGCAGAAAAAUUACACCCAGUGUUCCCCCUGUGCCAGUCUUGUAACAUGCCCCAUCUGCCAAGUGGACUACAUUGAAGGCACAGUCAUUGUGCAGUGUCGCCAGUGUGACAGAUGGUUUCACGCUACGUGUCAGGGUCUGCUCGAGGACGAUAUUGAGAAAGCAGCAGAUAGCAGCUUUGACUGCACAAUGUGUCGGGCUUUCAAAACAACUAAGGUUUGGGCUAAAGCCAAAGACACCAUUGAGCCUUUACUGAUGACGCAGAUUGUCACAAAGGCUAAAGAAAUGGACCUGACAAGGACCUACACCCAAGAUGGCGUUUGCUUGACAGAGUCGGGGCUUUGUCAACUCCAGAGCUUGUCUGCUGCUGCCUCACGCCGCAGGAAACCCAAGCCCAAGCUCAAACUGAAGAUCAUUAACCAGAACAGUGUGGCGGUGCUUCAGGCCCCUGUAGACCCUCUGUCAGAGCACUCUCGUGAUGAGGACAUGGAGGACACCAGGGACGUAGAGCUCCUAGAUUGUGAAGGGAAGUCUGAUUCAAGCCUGGAGCGAGAGCCAGCAGAAGAUGACUCCAAGGGGGCCGACGGUAGCAAGAAGAGGAAGAGGAAACCGUACCGGCCGGGCAUUGGUGGAUUCAUGGUUCGCCAAAGGAGCCGUCCAGGACAAGGUCAAGGGAAGGCCAAAAGAACCCUUUGCAGGAAGGAUUCUUCUGGCUCUGUGUCAGAAAACCCCCUUGUUAAAGAUGAAGGAUGGACCGAGGCACUGCCUGAUACCCCUGUGGAUGAAAUACCAGCUGGACCAGAAGUCCCAGAGAAAAUAAAGAAACGCUACCGAAAGAAGAAAACAAAGUUAGAGGAGGCCUUUCCCACCUACCUGCAGGAGGCAUUCUUUGGGAAAGACCUAUUGGACAAAAGUAAGCAGAGCAGGCAUCAGGGGACAGAGUCUGGUUUACUAGAAGAAGGGCAAAGUCACAUGGAGAGGAAGCACCAGACCACUAACUUCCUGGACCCUUCAUCAAACUCUCUGCUCAGCGCUUCAACAUCAUCUUUUCCCACACGACCACCAGCAGCACAGACAUCUGAGGAACCAUUAGUUGAUCUGUCUGAUGUUCUGAACACUGAUGCAGACAUCUUGGGAAUGCUGGGAAAGCCAAGCAGUGACUCGGGUCUUGAUUUUUGCCCCUUCCAGGUUGACAGCUCACCUCCUCCUUUUGCUGGUCUGGUCACUGGGCCCCUAGCAGGCAGUUCACCAGUGGUGCCCCAAUCUCAGGCUGGCCGAAGGACACCACGCACCCUUCCCGAAGAACCUCUUGAUGGAAUUCUCAGCCCUGAGUUAGACAAGAUGGUGACUGAUGAAUCCAUUCUCAGCAAACUUUACAAAAUUCCAGAGCUAGAAGGCAAGGAUGUGGAGGAUCUCUUCACAGCAGUACUUAGCCCCACCACAAGCCAGCCACCACCACAGGUGCCUCACUCUCAGGGUCUUGGACCCCUCCCUGCUACACCUGGUGCUGUUAUGCCUCAUCCCAAUGCAGGGAAUCCCAUGUUUCCAAGGAUGCCAAUGAUGAAUGGCAUGAUGGGACCAAACCAACGUUUCUCUUCAAAUCCAGGAGCAGGCCCCUGCAUGCCAGAAAACUUCUCCCCCCUCAACCGUAUGCCUUUCACUGAUAAUCCAAGGAAGUUCAGUCAGAUGCCUAGAGAGGCUGUUGUCCAGUGGCCGCCCACUGCUCACAGUGCUGGCCCGACACCUCCUGGAUCUCUGCCUGAGGGAGAGACUGAAGCCAUGUCAAAUGCCCAGAGGAGUACACUGAAGUGGGAAAAGGAGGAGACUCUUGGAGAGCAAGCCACUGUAGCACCCGUCCUCUAUACCAACGUCAAUUUCCCCAACCUGAAAGAAGAGUACCCAGACUGGUCAACGCGAGUGAAGCAAAUUGCAAAACUCUGGAGGAAAGCAAGUUCACAGGACAGGGCCCCCUAUGUGCAAAAGGCAAGAGAUAACCGAGCCGCCCUACGCAUCAACAAAGUCCAGAUGUCCAAUGAGACAGUGAAGAGGCACCACCCACAGCAACAGCCCCCUGAGGUGUUUGAUCCCAACAUACCACUAGACACAGAACUGCUGUUUAAAGACCCUUUGAAACCAAAAGAGUCAGAGCAUGAACAAGAGUGGAAGUUUAGACAGCAAAUGAGGCAGAAAAACAAGCAGCAAGCCAAAAUUGAAGCCACUCAGAAAUUGGAGCAAGUCAAGAAUGAGCAACUCCAGCAGCAGCAACAGCAGCAGCAGCAAACCAACAGCCAGUCUGACUGCGAUAGCAACAAUAGUGGGAAUCAGAGCCCAGCGUCCCAGCCCAGCAAUGGCAGUAUGUCCCCCAUGCAGCAGCCUAAUGCUAAAGAAAGCUUUCCCAGAGCACAGCUGCCAGGAACACCUACUUCAGGACCUCCAGAGGAUGUGUUUUUGCGACCCCCUCCUCCCCCUCCAUCAGGCCCAUCCUCCCAGCCUCAGUCUCCACAAGUGUUUUCACCAGGCUCAUCUGGUUCCAGACCCUCUUCCCCAUGGGAUCCAUAUGUCAAAAUGGUGGGCACACCACGACCACCUAGUCUUGGUCCAAAUACAUGUCGGAGGAUGCCAGUGGAAUCUGGCAAAUCUCCCACCUCACUGAUGGAACAACAGGACAGAGGUAGGCCCUCUCCUGCAAUUGAAUCCUUUGGUUCUCCAACAUCUAUGAGCAGUGACCCUUAUGCCAAACCUCCAGACACACCAAGGCCAGUUAAUGAAUUGGACCCGUUCCUGAAGCCCAUGGGUCCUCCUCGGUCCAGUCAAGCUGUGCAAGGAAGACCACCAAUGGGUUCUCCAGGCAGGGACCAAUAUUCACGUCCCAUGAUAAGAAAUGAGGCCUAUCAGCGGAUGGCCCAAAAUAGGAUGAUUUUGUCUGACCCUUACUCACGUCCAUUACUCACACCUAUCCCUGGAAGUAAUGAGUCAGGCUCAGUUUCUUUGUUUAAAACACCUAUGCCCCCGCCUCAGGUUCAGGAUCCUUUCAGUCGACCAGGGCAACAUCCGACUGACAGGUUUAACCAGAAUCAACAAAGUGAUCCCUAUUCUCAGCCUCCACACACACCAAGACCUUCUGGGAAUGAAAAUUUCAGCAGUCCUCCUCGAAUGGGCCAGCACCACCCACAGGGUCACUCAUUUGCUCAGCCUGCGCCAAUAACACAAAUGUCUAGAAAUCCUUAUGCUCAUGCACCCUCCACUCCUAGGCCUGACCAUUUUACUUAUGACCCCUUUGCACAACCGUCUGGUGUCACUAAAUCAACUACUGAUCAAUACUGUCCAUCCCCAGGUACCACUCGAUCAGUCAGUGAACCCAAUGCCCAGCCUCGCCCUUUCUUUGAACCCUAUGCUCGGCCUCCUGGUACCCCACGUCCUCAUGACAAUUAUGGUCAGCCACCAAAUACUCCUAACCCACCAACGGACCCAUUUUCACAGGCUUCUGGUACACUACGCCCCAGUGGGAUUAACCAGUUCCCUCACCAGUCGCAUUCCACUCAGAGAAUGUCCCCUUCUCAUUCAGUAGACCCUUAUGCCCAGGCACCAGGUACUCCAAGGCCCUCUGCAGGAGAGAGGUUUGCCAAGUCCCCAGGCAGCCAAAGGUGCCCUAUGGAGCCAUAUACUAAUCUAUCUGCAACAUCAAGGCCGGGAAGUAACGAUAUGUUUUCACAGCCAGGGGUCCCCAGACCAGUGCUUAAUGAUCCCUAUUCCCAGCCUCCAGGGACCCCAAGGCCCGGCCAGGACCCUUUCUCACCAACUCAAAAUAGGCUUCAAGAGCCUUUCUCUCACCAAGGUUCACAAACACCAAAGCACCCCAAUGCAGCUGAAGAUGGAUUUGCUCUGUCACCAUCUAGAAGGCCGAAUCAAACACCGAGUCACGACCCAUUUGAACAAUCCCCCAUUCCUUCUCGUACACAACCAAAUGAGAAACUAGACAUGAAAGACAAAUCAAAUGUCUGCAACAAUGGAACUGCUCCUCAAGAGCCAGACCAACUCUCGAAUAACCCACCGGCUGCUUCUUCUGAGGCUCAAGGUGUUGCUCUUGCUGAAAGUGAGGAAAGACUUAAACAGCGGCAACGCAUUAGAGAGCUAAUUCUCAAGCAACAGCAGCAGAGGAGUGCUAAUCGACAAGAGAGGGGUCCGCAAGACCCUAGUGCUAGUGUAACCCCGGGAACACAAAGACCAUGGCCACAGGAUGCUCCCGCGGUUCAAGGUGAAAUGUUCAGCAGGCCGCCCCCACCAUAUCCUGGACAAGGACCCAUACGAGGGCCAAUGAGGUUUCCUGGACCUUUUCCAGGAGAUCAACGUAUGCCUUUCCCAAAUGAGGGACAAAUGCCUCGGGGACCACAUCCUGGUGAUCCUAAUCUAAAACAUCAGGGACCAAGGUUUGCUUUUCCACCUGGUGGGCUCGGACCUCAUGGAGGCCAGGAAUUCUUCACCCGUGGGCCUCACCCAAUGCAGGAUGUCCCUCCUCAAAUGAGACGAUCCAUGUCUGCUGAAAUGGUAAAGCCUAUGGGUGGUAAUCCAAUGGGACUUCCCCCACACUUUACACCACGUGGUAUGCCAGUGCAGCAGCACAACAUAAUGGGGCAGCCAUUCAUUGAGCUGCGACACAGAGCACCAGAGAACCGGCUCCGUAUGGCUUUUCCCCCUAAUACCAUGCAAGGGAACAACAUGGAUCCUAACUAUCAAGGUUUGAGGCCGCCUGGCUUUCCAGGUCCACCAGAUCCCAGGUUCUCUUCUGGCCAGGGUCCUAGGAUGGUAGAUGCCAUGACCACCCAGACUGGUCAGUUACAGCUGUCUGCCAGCAUGGGCAAUCUUCAUCAGCAAGCUCAAAUGCCAGAAACUGCCACAAAUAAGCAGUCUCCUUUGAUGAGAUCCAUAAGCCAGCCUGCUUCAAAUGAAGCUCACAGUAUGGUGGCAUCAUUGAUCCUUACCACUCCUGCUUCUGGGCAACCUGAGACCAUCCCUGUGGCCAGCAGUGAUGCUGUGGAGGAGAAACUGGAUGCAGAAGAAUCAGCUGUCAAAGAUCUUGAGGAUGUGGAAGUGAAAGACUUAGUGGAUGCAGACUUGGAAAACCUGAAUUUGGAUCCAGAAGAUGGCAAAGACUUGGAUCUAGAGACAAACGACUUGCACCUUGACGAUUUCUUAACGUCUGGGAAGUUUGACAUAAUUGCUUACACAGACCCUGACCUUGAUGACAUCAAGAAAGAUAUGUUCAAUGAGGAGCUGGAGCUUAAUGAUUCCAUGGAUGAUAAUGCUGACAACACAGACAUCCAUAGGGUUCUUUCUGAGAAAAAAAACCUGAAUACCGAUGUAACAGGGGCUUCAUCCAGUCCAUUACCUGUAGUAGAAAAGUCAAAGGCCACAGAUGAAGAGUCUGCUGCUGAAGUGAAGCUGGAAGGGCCUGGGAGUCACGACUCUGCUUUGUUGGCACCUGGACAAGAAAUUAAAUCAGAGGUCAAAGAGUGUCAGAAACCCCCUGAGGCAGUAGAUCAGGAGGCUAAUGACAACGCCUUAACCACAAAUCAACACGGAGUGCUCCCAGACUCCACCCCAGUCCUGUCCAGUUUACUCAUUAAGCAUCAGCCUGAGGAUCAGUCAUUAAAUUCAGUGGUUGAAUCUGUCAAGCAUGGUGGUAACCUUAUGCCUGAUUCAAACCCAGUGACUGACACUCAGCAUACUGCCGGACUUGCAAUGAGCCAAACAAUACCUGACGCCACAGCUGCAGGAGAGGCUUCUAUAACUGGUUUUGGGGAAGACCACCAGGUGUGUCUAACCCCUGGAAUGGAGCAAAGCGGUCUGAGCCAGGCUCAACAAACAGCAUUGAACCAGGCAUUGGGUCAACAUAGUCAGCAACCACGUCCUCUCCUGCUGGAGGAGCAGCCACUACUCUUGCAGGACCUUCUCGACCAGGAGAGGCAAGAGCAGCAGCAGCAGAGGCAGAUGCAAGCCAUGAUACGGCAGCGCUCCAGUGACUCCUUCUUCCCCAGCAUUGAUUUUGAUGCCAUCACUGACCCGAUUAUGAAGGCUAAGAUGGUUGCUCUGAAAGGUAUCAACAAAGUAAUGGUUCAAAACAACAUGGGAAUGACCCCAAUGAUCAUGAACAGAUUUCCUGCUGGUCCUGUACCACCUUGUCCUGAAAGCACACCACUUCCUCCACAAGUUGUCGGGCAGGAUGGAAAAUUGACCCAGGUUCCAAGGCCACAUCCUCCAAACUUUGGACCAGGUUUUGUCAACAAUUCUCAAAAGGUUCAGUAUGAGGAGUGGCUUCAAGAGACACAGCAGUUACUUCAAAUGCAGCAGAAGUUUCUGGAAGAGAAGAUUGGAGCUCACAGAAAGUCUAAGAAAGCCCUGUCUGCAAAGCAGAGAACAGCUAAGAAGGCAGGCAGAGAGUUCCCCGAGGAGGACGCUGAGCAGCUCAAACAUGUCACAGAGCAGCAGGGUGUAGUGCAGAAACAACUGGAGCAGAUCCGUAAGCAGCAGAAGGAGCAUGCUGAACUUAUUGAGGAGUACCGAGUGAAACAACAACAAAAUAAUAUGACGCCCAUAAUGCCUGGAAUGCACCCAGUGCCGGUCCCUGCUGGCAUAGUCUCUAGUGGACCACCUGCAGUCCAGCCUCCUAUUAAUCCAAUUAUGCAGAUGCAGCUUCAUCCAGGCCAGCCAACUGCACCUUCACGUAUGCCUAGUGCACCACCUGGCUGGCAUCCAGGUGCUCCUAUGACAAUGGGUAGCCCAAGAAUGCCACCAAUCAUGGCGCAGCAGGUAUCUGGGGGAAAUCCAGGGCAGCCACAUCAAAUGCCAAUGGGUAACCCAGCUCAACACUCACAAAUCCCUGUGGACCCCCAAGCACCAGCAGCUCUACCUGGUGGAAUGAAACCUAUGCAGGCCAGUGGUGUGAAGUUUGAUGACAACAACCCUUUCAGUGAGGGCUUCCAGGAGCGAGAGAGGAGGGAGAGAUUAAGGGAGCAGCAGGAGAGACAGCGUGUGCAGCUGAUGCAGGAAGUUGAGCGACAGAGAGCCUUGAAACAUCGGAUGGAAAUGGAACAGCAGGGUAUGAUGGGGCCAGAUGGAACCAUAGCACCACUCUCUCAAAUGCCUUUCUUUAAUGCGGAACUGACACAGGACUUCAUGCAGCCGCAGAGGCCUCCUGUACCACAGCAGCAACAGAUGGGAGCUGUGUUUCCCCAGCAGCAAGGCAUGCAGCCCAGUAUGGGCUCACCACCCGGGACAUUUAUGCAUCGCGACAGAAGGGCCGCAAUAGGUAAUGGAAUGAUACUCCCAGAAAUGGGGUCUGGUUUGGGUCCUGAUAAUCCUGCCCUCCAUCCAUCCAACUUUUCCCAGGCUCAGCCCAGACCCCGUCACAUCAAUGGAUCAGGGAUGAUGCUUCAGAUGCAUAAUGAAGGAUCGCAGUUUGGGAGUGACUCCGCCACACCACUUCCAUCCAACUUUCCAGGCUCAGGUCAAUCUUUAAUCCAGUUGUACUCGAACAUCAUCCCAGAUGAAAAGGGGAAAAAGAAGCGGAGCCGCAAAAAGAAGAAAGAUGACGAUGCAGAUUCAGUCAAAACACCCUCAACUCCACACUCAGACCUUACAGCUCCUCUCACACCAUGUGUUUCAGACACCUCCUCAACUCCAACCAGAUCUGCCCAUCUCUUGGGAGACCAGGAUUUGUCCAGGUCACCCUUAAUGGGAUCUUCUACGCCAAGUCACUCGGAGCUGGAGAGGCAGCUUUCUGGAAGCCAAAGUGGACUGGCUGGUUUCUCAUCAGAUACAACAAGGACUCAGGCUCAGGAACACGACAGGAUCCUCAACAACAUUAAGCUGGAGCAGACCGAUACCAGCGAGUGUCGCGGCCCUAAAGAAAGUACCAUUCGCUCAGAAAUGGGUUCAGUUAAAGAAGAGGGAAGUAAAGGGAGCACGUCUCCAUUCCCUGCAGGCCAGAGUCCAAGCAAGGGAGAUGGCGCUGGCAACGAGUUGUUGAAACACCUUCUGAAGAACAAGAGCGCACUUCCACAAGAGCUAUCCCAACAGAGGUCAGAAGAAAGCCUGCGUUCAGAGGAAGAGGGGCCCCCAGACUGCAAGACCCUGCUCAGGCAAAGCUCCAUGGACAGCAGUGGGGCGUACUCUGACGCUAUGCCUGACUGUCCGGGACCUCUGAUCCCUGAGCAGGAGAAAAAGAAAGGGAGGAUCAAAAGGACUCCAAAAAGUGGGGAGAAACCAGUCUCUCGCUAUAAGAAAAGGAAGAAGGAAGGCGAUGAGAGGCAGCUGAUGCACAGUGGUCCUGACAGUGUAAUGACCCAAAUCAAACAGCAGCUCACCCUUCUACCCCUUAUGGAACCGCUGAUUGGAAUUAACUUUGCCCACUUUGCUCCUUAUGGAAGCGGCCAGCUCAAUGGUGAGAGCCUCCUGUCGGGUGCCUUCGGCAGCGCCUCCUUAGACGGAGUCUCUGAUUACUACUCCCAGCUGGCUUACAAGCAGAGUAACUUGAGCAACCCACCAACACCGCCGGCAUCUCUUCCUCCCACCCCGCCACCUGUAAACCGGCAGAAAAUGAUCAAUGGAUUUGCCACAACAGAAGAGCUGGCCAGCAAAGCUGCUGCCAUGGUGUCCAGGGGCCUGGUCCCAAAACCACUGCAUGUCCCAUUCAGGACUGAGGAAGAUCUUCUGGCCAGGGCCAUCGCUCAGGGACCUAAAACUGUGGACGUUCCAGCUUCCCUCCCUACACCUCCACACAACAACCAGGAGGAGCUCAGUAACAGAGGGCAGGAACCUUGCAAGGACAGGGACACACCUGACAGUUUUGUUCCUUCCUCAUCUCCUGAGAGCAUGGUUGGGAUGGAGAUCAGUCGUUAUCCAGACCUCUCUCUGGUGAAGGAAGAGCCGCUGUCCCCCUGCCUGUCUCCGGUCCUCCCCAUGCUUCCGGCGCCCGAUGGGAAAGGGACAGAGGUUAAGCUGCAAGAUAUCAAGACGGAGCCUUCUGCCGUGUUUUUUGGCUCCCCCUUUGGCCCCAUGUCUGAGUCCAAACAAGGGCUAGUGUCUGUAGCCAUCACGCUGAGGCCAUCUGCAGCGGAGAACAUCACAGGAGUAGUUGCAGCCAUUUCAGAUCUUCUUUGUGUGAAGAUCCCCAGCAGCUAUGAGGUCAGCAGCACUCCUGACAGGGGACCCCCAUCUAUGCUGGGUGGUCCACAAAUGGGCCUUCAUGCUGCAGAGCAUCGCUCUCCCAUGCGCCACCACGGAGAUGCUGGAUUCCAGGGUCGUCCGGGACAACUGAUGCGGCCCAGUGGAGUGCAGGGAAUGAUGUUGCAACAGCAGCAGACACAUCAUUUUCGUUUCCAUCCCAACAGCCCAGGCUCAGCUAUAGCGAGAGAACCUGACCACAGGACUCCUGCCAGCCCUGGAUCGAAACCUCAAUGGUGCUGCCACUGCAAGGUGGUGGUUUUGGGAAAUGGAGUACAGAAGUCCAUCAAAGACCUUCCUACACAUAUGAAGGACUCUGUAAGCCAUUUCAAAUCUGAAGAGAACUUGGUCUUCUGCAGUCACAGCUGUGUGCUCCUGUAUUCUUCGUCCUCACCUUUGCAAGGCAGAACAACCACAGAAAAUAAGGAUUCUGCGAACUUCCUCCACAGUGCUGAGCAAACACAGAUCCUUUCUAAAGCCCAGCACCAGUACAGUAACAACAUGUCAUCAAUGGAUGUUCACUGCCUGGCCCAACUUCAACCCAAGCAGUCUCCCCCCUCGACUCCUCCGAUCCCCUUCCCCACAGCAGGUGAGACGCCAAAGAUGGACACCAAAUCUGACGCCCUCAAAGUGACUGUGAAGCUAAAGGCCCGACCAAGAGCCCACGAUGGCUGGCACCAGGGUAAGAGGCAAAAGGGCCUCCGCUGGAGGAAGUGGACGGUUCAGAUUGUGGUGCCAAGAGGGAAUUCCCAACUCCCCGAUGAAGAUAAGGUUGACGAACUCCUGCAGAAACUGGGGGCCUCCUUGCGCCCUUCAGUGUCACUGAGGGACCAGAGGCGGUGCUGUUUUUGCCACCAGUUUGGAGACGGGAUCACUGAUGGACCUGCUAGGUUGCUAAACCUUGAUCUAGAUGUGUGGGUCCACCUCAACUGUGCUUUGUGGUCAACUGAAGUGUACGAGACUCAGGCUGGUGCCCUCAUCAACGUGGAGUUAGCGCUGCGUCGUGGCCAAACAAUACGCUGCGCCUACUGCCAGCACACCGGUGCAACCAGCGGCUGUCACCGACUGCGCUGUACCAACAUCUACCAUUUCACCUGCGCCCUUCAAGCUCAGUGCACCUUCUUCAAGGACAAGACUAUGCUGUGCCAUGCCCACAGACCCAGAGGCACUGCUGGACAGACGCUGGAGCACGAGCUGCGCUGCUUCGCCGUCUUCAGGCGCGUCUACGUCCAAAGGGACGAAGUGCGUCAGAUGGCUACUGCUGUGCAGCAGCCUGAGUUGGGCUACACUUUUCGAGUCGGCAGCCUGGUGUUGCAUGCGAUUGGCCAACUCACCCCCAUGCAGAUGGCAGCUUUCCAUUCUCCCACAGCCAUCUUCCCAGUUGGCUAUGAGGCUUGCCGAAUUUACUGGAGCAUGCGUCACGGCAACCGGCGCUGUCGCUACAUCUGUUCUGUUGAGGACAGAGAGGGAGACCCGGAGUUUAGCAUCAGAGUCAUCGAACAGGGUUACCAGGACUUGGUUCUGACUGACACCACUGCUAAAGGCGUGUGGAAUAAAGUCCUCGGUCCUGUUGCUGAGAGGAGAACUGAAUCAGGCACGUUAAAGCUCUUCCCUGUUUACCUGAAAGGAGAGGACUUGUUUGGGCUCACAGUCUCUGCGGUCGCCAAGAUCACUGAAUCGCUCCCGGGAGUGGAAGCUUGCGACAGGUACUCAUUCCGUUACAGACGCAACCCUCUCUUGGAGUUGCCGCUCGUGUUCAGCCCGGCUGGCUGUGCCCGGGCCCAACCGAGAACCAGCUCCCCCUGCACUUCAUUGGUGAUAAGGCCACAGCCACAGGCUGCAUCCAGCAGCACUGCCAGGAUGAACCAAAAUGUGGCUCAAGGAGAAGGUGGCGCCCCCCAUAGCAAGCCUCCAGUAGUGCACCCCAGGUCCUCUCAGUAUCGAUGGAUGAAGAGUGAGUGGAGAGCCAACGUCUACCUGGCUCACUCUCGCAUCCAGGGCCUGGGGCUGUUUGCUGCUCGAGAUAUUGAAAAACAUACUAUGGUGAUUGAGUACAAUGGAACUGUCCUCCGAAAUGAGGUUGCCAUCAGCAAAGAGAAAAUCUAUAGAGCUCAGAACCGAAUAAUGUUCAUGUUCCGCAUCGACAGCGAACAUGUUGUCGAUGCCACUCGAACUGGAGGCAUAGCAAGAUAUAUCAACCAUUCUUGUGCCCCCAACUGUGUGGCAGAAGUAACAUUUGAACGGGGUUACAAAAUCAUCAUCAGCUGCAUUCGCAGAGUUGAAAAGGGAGAGGAGCUUUGUUUUGACUACCAGUUUGACACUGUGGAGGGUCAGAACAAGGUUGCUUGCCACUGUGGAGCUGCUGAAUGCAGAAAGUGGAUUAACUGAGCAAAACAAUAAAGGACAAACACAAAUGCAUUCCUUGCUAUCGUGUGUGGAUGUCGCCUCCCCACUCCCACCCCCCGACACUCUCUGCACAGAGACGGUGGCGUUGCACCACAGUUACUUUACGAGUGAGCAGAAGGCCUGAACCCUUGGAAAGGUGAACGAAGAAAAGUACAUCAAAAAAGAAGAAUAAGCAGGCGGAGGAUGGGCGACGUAGGAGUAGCGGGGUGUGACUUGUGCCAUAAGUGGGAGGUUUUAUUCGACGCCUCUGUUUGUCUGUGCGUGCGUCUAGCGUGCACGAGGCGCAGAAUCCACCAGCGAAGGAGAAAGCACUGUGCAGGGUGCAGCCUUAUUGCUUCCUAAGGGCAGGCCCUUUUGUUUCAUACUGUUUAAUGUAAACCGUAUGACUAAAUGUAGACAUCACUGAAUGAGGAAUGUACAGCAAUGAAUACCGCGAAGGGAAUAUUAACUUGCACUAAAAAAUGAAAAACACACAAACAUUGAAAAAUACUUGAUUCCAUGAGUCAGUUUUAUCAUAGGUCUCCGUCAUGUGAUUUGUGUGGAAUUUGAGAGGUUUUGUAUUUAUUACUGAGUGAAUGAAUUUUAUUCUCAAAAUGAUGAGAUUGAGUUAAAAGAAGGCUAGAUUGUUUUUGAAGAUUGAAGAAGACACGCUGUUACUUUUGUAUAAAUGUACAUAAAGAAAACUAUAGGAAUAACCGACCAAAUACUACCUUAACCUUCUUGAUGUUUGGGUGUUUUUAAAUUGUUUUUUUUUUUUGGUUUUUUUUUUCCUUCUUCUUCUUCUUCUGUCUUUGUCAUUGAAAUUUAUUUAAGAUGGAUGUUAUUUCAGUUUGAGAGUAUAUAUUAUGACUAUUCUGUACAGAAUUUGUAAUAUAACCACAAUAAUUCACAAAAGUAUUUUUGUUGUAUUAAAAGUAAGGUAUUGUAGCGUAGUGUUUUGUGACUUACACAUACUUUGACCACUCAAAAGAAAUAUUUUUGUUGACUAGCUUCGAGUUCUCGGUUACAAAGUAAAAUAGAGAUCUUUCUGAUCUGUUUGCUGUUAAUCAGGUUUGAUUUUAAAGAACUGUGAAUUAGGUUUUAAAACGACAAAAAAAAAACUUUUUAACUUUUUAACACGAAUAGGAAUGCCGACAUGUAUUUGUUUUUACGUUGCUUUUACAAAAACGGUGCAAAUGUGUAAUGAUGAACCAGUGUGUGACAGAAAGAAUUGUAUGUGGAGAUCUUAUGUGAAAUCAUAGAUUGUUCUACCUUUUUUUGGACAGAAAUGGAAUCCUUAAUCAGAAAUAUUUCUUAUACUGACACUUCACAAGUCACAUACUUAGAACAGAACAGUUUUGCGUGCACAAUUUCAAGUUGACUGUAAAAUUUUGGAGACAGUCUUAGAACUUGUAAUGUAUAUGGCAUGUAUUUUUUUAACUUUCCGAAAGACUCAAUUGUAUAUAUUUUCUCAAUGAAUGGUUGUAACAAAAUUGUUUCUUGGAUAUUUUUCUUCUCUUGUAUAUUACAUCAUCCUGCCAGUGUGUUUGUGUUGCAUUUUCUUUGUUGUGUAGUCCCCGCCUUCCCCUACCCCCCACUUUUUUUUUUUUUUUUCAAAAAUGCCUUUUGAAGUGUACAGAUUAUGAGGAUUGGAGUUUGUGGAGUUGAGUUUAGAAACAUUUACAAAAAUAAACUAUUUUACAUGUUA
Molecule: messenger RNA, 17438 nt
Organism: Thalassophryne amazonica
Lineage: Eukaryota; Metazoa; Chordata; Actinopteri; Batrachoidiformes; Batrachoididae
Gene: kmt2cb
Product: lysine (K)-specific methyltransferase 2Cb
Biological process (GO): positive regulation of transcription by RNA polymerase II
Cellular component (GO): nucleus; MLL3/4 complex
Molecular function (GO): transcription coactivator activity; histone H3K4 methyltransferase activity; histone binding
Source: RefSeq, a predicted model, not a curated record